CUACGGAAAGUCUGCUUUUCAGUAGCCCUAGUGGAAGCCAAGCGACCGUCUUCUGUCCAUCUCCGCCUGUGCCCGCCGCCAGCUUCCCGCAGCUUCAUCGCCGACGAACAAUAUCGUUUUUCUGAUUACUAGUUUAUGAAAUUUGAGGAAUGGCUGAAGAAUUUAUGCAUAAGAACAAACUACAAGAGUAUGCUCAAAGAUCUGCUAUUCCCUUGCCAAUUUAUAAUACUGUGAAUGAAGGAUCUCCUCACGGACCACGGUUUAGAUCUAGUGUGAUUGUGGAUGGAUCUAGGUUCACAUCAAAUUGCACCUUUUCAAACAAAAAGGCUGCAGAACAAUAUGCAGCUAAGUAUGCGCUGGAGGCUAUUAGAAGCUUCAUCAGAAACAACAGUUUGUCUCUUAUUCCCAAUAACUCGGCUAUCUUUAAAUCUAUUCUGUAUGAGUAUGCCGUCAAGAUGAACUUAAAAUUGCCAACAUAUGAGACUUGCACGGGAUUAGGGACCAUUCCCAUGUUUAUUUCCUCUGUUUCGUUUGAUAACAAAACAUUCAAAGGUGAAUUUGGGAGGAGCAAAAAAGAGGCCGAACAGAUUGGUGCACGUGCUGUUAUCAAGUUUAUUCUAGGGAACUCUGAUUCUGGAACUGUUAUGACACAGAUCAUAAAAUCAAAAGCUAAAUUGGAUGCUUCAGUUCCUAAACUCAAUGGUUCAUCUUCUUCAGAGAUUGAAAAUGCUGUCAUGAUCGGGCCAAUGGUUCACCAAAGUAAUGUUAACCAAUUGGAAAUGAAAAGUACUCCAAAUUGUGACCCAUCUACUUCUUUUCAGCCUUGUUAUCCAGAGCCACCUUCCAUUGCAACGUUCACUAAUGCUUCAGCAGGUGAUUCUGUUCCUUCACGAACUGUGUUAGUGAACCUAUGCCAGCGAUGUUCCGAAUUAAUCAGUAAUGAGAAAUGUCCAGAAUUUCCUGAUGUAGCUGUUGCAACUGGGAGAUCAACAAGUGACAUUUCCAACAAUGCCCAUAGUGAACAAAACACUCUCCACCCUGAACAAGGGAAAAGUGAAAUGCCAUCAGAUGACUCUGGGAAUCAUUCCAGUGAUUCCCAAGGUAAUGCUAGCAAAAAGCGUCACAAGAGAGAGAAUGAGCAAUCACUAAAGAAAGCUCGAGUUGAUGAAGCAUUGACAUCUGAGCCGCAUGCACCUGAAUGAGGGAGUGUAUUCAACUAUAGAUCCCAACAAUGGUGUUUGGUCUGCUUGAGAAUGCCGCCAUACAUGGUUUGCUUGAACUGUAGGUCAUGUGGCUUCCUUGUUAGAGUGCACAUAAGAGUUAUUGGCCACAGGAAUCAUCUCUUGUACGGUAUUUUGGACUAUGGUAAUACUGUAGUAUAACCUUUGGAUUAAGACUCAUCAUUUAGCAGAUGUAGGUUUCUUUAUGAUAACUGCUGGUACUCGAUCUUUUGUUACAGCAGCUACUAACAUGCCAACACAUAUGACCUUGUAGAUCGACAUUUGAGCAUGCUGGUCAGAUCAUUGAAAUGAUAUGCAUGUGAUACUCUGACUAAAGUUGAAUGCUAUGUUUAUUCUGUGUUUAUGUUUUA
Zingiber officinale is the source of this 1591-nucleotide messenger RNA. RefSeq names its product double-stranded RNA-binding protein 4-like. NCBI's taxonomy places the organism in Eukaryota, Viridiplantae, Streptophyta, Magnoliopsida, Zingiberales, Zingiberaceae. Bases 150 to 1202 code for a protein of 350 amino acids. The transcript has 5 exons. The record is from RefSeq and is a predicted model, not a curated record.